UUCAGUAGAUCUCCGAACACAUGUUGGUGUUUAUGUUUACAACAGAAUAAGAUGGGGAAAUCAAAGAAGUUGAAAUUGUCAAAGGGUGGCCAGGCGGGUCAGUUGCCGCUAGCAGCACAAUACGCCGCUGAUGAAAGUGUAAAAGAGAGUAGCCGAGUGAAAGUUAAAAACAGAAAAACAGAAGAUGAUGAGUUUGUCGAUGAUAAACUCAGCAAGAGGAUUCUCGCACAAGCUCGUGCACAGCAGGAGGAACUGCAAGAAGAAUAUGGUGUCCAGGGAUCUGGGGCAAAAAGUAACAAGCCCAGCACUGUGAGUCUUGGUAGUCGGACAUCACACGAUGCAUCAGAUUCGGAGGAUGAUUUACCAUCAGGAGGUGAAGAAAGCUACGAGCAGAUUGAAGUUAAAGAAGAUGAUGAAAAGGCCCUCUCGAUGUUCAUGUCGGAAAAUCCACCUGCGAGGAGAACACUGGCCGACAUCAUUAUGGAGAAGAUCACAGAAAAACAGACAGAAAUACGAACUCAGAUGUCGGAUAAUGCAAGUGUUAAUCUCGAGGAGAUAGAUGAUAGAAUUGUCUCGAUGUACAAAUCAAUCAGAGAUAUUCUGAAGAAAUACCGAAGUGGAAAACUGCCAAAGGCUUUCAAAAUUAUCCCCAGUUUAAAAAACUGGGAACAGAUUUUGUACAUAACAGAACCCGACACAUGGUCAGCUGCAGCAAUGUACCAGGCAACAAGAAUAUUUGCUUCCAAUCUGAACGCCAAGAUGGCUCAAAGAUUCUUUAACCUAAUUUUGUAUCCACGGAUACGAGAUGAUAUUGCUGAGUACAAGAGGCUGAACUUCCAUCUCUAUCAGGCAGUGCGGAAGUCUUUGUUCAAGCCAGCAGCGUUUUUCAAAGGAAUUCUUUUACCAUUGUGUGAGGCUGGAGACUGCACUCUGAGAGAGGCCAUUAUAAUGUCCAGCAUUCUGGCGAAGAACUCCAUUCCUGUACUGCACUCGGCGGCAGCCAUCUUGAAAAUAGCUGAGAUGGACUACAACGGAGCGAACAGCAUUUUCCUGAAGACACUUCUAGAUAAGAAGUAUGCCCUGCCUUACAGAGUGGUGGAUGCCGUGGUGCACCACUUCUCAAGGUUUGUGACAGAUAAACGUGAACUGCCAGUGUUGUGGCACCAGGCGUUCCUGACAUUCGUACAGCGUUACAAAGAGGACGUCUCCAGUGAGCAGAAAGACAGUUUAAUGGCCGUAUUGCGGACUCACACUCACUACCAGAUCACCGCGGACAUCAGGCGCGAACUCAUCAACUCCAGGUGCAGAGACGAGGAAGAUGCAGUUCCCAGAGAAAUGGAAUUUGAUUAAAUUGUGUUUUGUUCUGUAAAUAAAUUUGUUGGGGGGGGGGGAUUUAAAAAAAAGCUCUGCUAACAUGUUUGUUAGUGGACUUUUUCUCAUUUUUAUUAAAUGGAGGGCUAGCCCUGGGUAAAUAUUUAUGUUUGCCAAUCUUCAAUUUCUUUCGCCAAUCUAAAUAUGUAUUCGCCAAUUACAUUUUGGCAUUUCAGUCAAAAGAUCUUAUUUUUAAUCUUGUUCGUUAUGAUAAUAUAGUACAUGCUAAAAUGUACUUAUUAUUCUGUUUAUGUCUUGUAUGACAUUGUUUUAGAGGAUCUAUUUUUUUUACUAAUCUAAUAGUGAAAUCUGUGUAAAAAAUUAAAUUGAAAUUUUGAAAAUCUAUCUUCUAGAGAUUUUUAUCAGAUAUUUCUGAAACUUGGUUCUAUGAUUCUCUGGGGCAGUCUCUGCUAAUGUGUUCAUUAGUUGAUUUGUUCAAAAUGUUCAAAAUCUUUUUAUUAAAUAUGUAAAAAAAAAAAAAA
Messenger RNA from Gigantopelta aegis, 1853 nucleotides. RefSeq names its product bystin-like. Gene Ontology annotation, molecular function: snoRNA binding. The coding region runs from base 52 to 1350 and encodes 432 amino acids. Lineage: Eukaryota; Metazoa; Mollusca; Gastropoda; Neomphalida; Peltospiridae. Gene Ontology annotation, cellular component: preribosome, small subunit precursor; nucleolus; cytoplasm. The transcript is spliced from 10 exons. The record is from RefSeq and is a predicted model, not a curated record. Gene Ontology annotation, biological process: rRNA processing.